AUGUUUAUGAGCUCACAAAUUGAAAUGUCCGAGCCUACGAUUCGGACUAGUUGUCUAAUGACGGUCCAGCAUAAAGUACCCUUGAGCUACACUUUAAGAUGUUUCUGGUUUAUUGUUUUACGUAACAUUGAGGUGUUCCUCCAUCACGAUUCGUUGUUGUUGAACGUAGGCGAACAGCUGGAUAUGGUGCGGGAGCUGCUCACUCAAAUCCCCAGGAGACACUCCGGACUUGGGUCACCUGGUUCGGGCCUCGGUGCUGCAUUACAGGCUGCUUAUAAACUUUUGGUGAGAUGA
Messenger RNA from Pieris macdunnoughi, 294 nucleotides. The record is from the annotation of a GenBank genome assembly. Lineage: Eukaryota; Metazoa; Arthropoda; Insecta; Lepidoptera; Pieridae.